Molecule: messenger RNA, 1949 nt
Organism: Suricata suricatta (meerkat)
Lineage: Eukaryota; Metazoa; Chordata; Mammalia; Carnivora; Herpestidae
Gene: GDPGP1
Product: GDP-D-glucose phosphorylase 1
Exons: 4
Coding region: 34-1410 (458 amino acids)
Biological process (GO): glucose metabolic process
Cellular component (GO): cytoplasm
Molecular function (GO): GDP-D-glucose phosphorylase activity
Source: RefSeq, a predicted model, not a curated record
CGCUUGGCACGUAGUAGGCUCUCAACAAAUUGGAUGCAAGCAUGCAUGGACGACCCUACGCUGGUCCGGAAGAACACACUUUCCUGGACUCCGCAUUGCAGGCUUUUGCUCAUUCUGCAAGUCUUCGCUCAGCUGUCACUAGAGGAGCCGCGCCGUGCCCUACGACGGCAGUCCGAUGCCCCGUCCCACCUUCGGGCCGCUGUCUGUUGUAUCACCUCUGAAUGCCAUCACCGAGAGCACGUCAGCCCCAUGGCUGUCCCACGUGACUCAGAUGAGACCUCCUAUUUGCUGCCUCCAAGCAGGAAGGACUGGGAAGGGCAAGCCAUUCCUGACUUUGUCUACGGGCCGAAGGACCUGGUUUGGGAAGGGAUUCAGUGGCCGGGGAGCGCGCCCAGCCUCCUGGAGGACCCCGUACCUCCGUCUCGCUUCGACCGUGCGCUCCGCUCCGCCUGGAGGCAGCGGAUGGGGCUGGGGCUGUUCCGCUACCGUCUGGGGGAGCUGCAGACGCGAACCCUCCCUGGCGCCGUGGGCUUCGUGGCCCAGCUGAACGUGGAGCGAGGUGUGAAGAGGCGGCGUCCCCAGGACAUCCACAGCGUGAAGCAGGCGUUUGACCCCGCGCAGUUUAACUUCAACCGGAUCCGGCCCGGAGAAGUCCUCUUCCGUUUGCUCGGGGCGCCUGACCCCCCAGGCGCUGCGCAGCAGGAGGAUGUCCUCGUCCUGAUCAACGUGAGCCCCCUGGAGUGGGGCCACGUGCUGCUGGUGCCCGAGCCCGCCCGGGGGCUCCCCCAGCGCCUGCUGCCCGGGGCGCUGCGGGCCGGGGUGGAGGCCGUGCUGCUGAGCUCACACCCCGGCUUCCGCGUCGGCUUCAACAGUCUGGGCGGCUUGGCCUCGGUGAACCACCUGCACCUGCACGGGUUUUACCUGGGACACAGACUGCCGGUGGAGGGGGCACCCAGUGAGCCCCUGGACCCCGGGGGGCAUUUGCACCUGCUCCAGGCCCCCCCGGCCCCCGGCUUCCUCUUUUACACCAGCGGGCCAGGGCCCGACUUAGAAGCCUUGGUAGGCAGGGUGUGUCGGGUCACUGACUAUCUGACUGACCACGAGAUUGCCCAUAAUUUGUUUGUGACCCGGGGGGCCCCACCUGGGAAGGCAUCACGCUCCUCAGCUCUCACGGGGGUCCGAGUAAUUCUGUGGGCCCGGAAGUCCAGCUUUGGGGUAAAGGAAGGCGAGGCAUUCAACGUCGCCCUCUGUGAGCUGGCCGGGCACCUCCCUGUCAAGACGUCCCAGGAUUUCAGCACUCUGACCGAGGCGGCUGCUCUGGCCCUCAUUCAAGACUGUCUGCUGCCCCCCGCCCAGGCGGAAGAGGUCCAGGCAGCGCUGGUGGCCUUGAUAGCCCAAGACGAACAGUAAGCCUUCUGGAAGUAUUUAUUCUCUACGUGGUCCAAGCCCCUUUCCAGAAAGCCGUCCACAGGGGUCAUUUGAGCAUUUCCAUGGCUACCUCCUUGCCUGUCUCAGCCUAAGGGGGACGGGUAAAGAAUUGACAAGGGGUCUCUGUAAAGAGAAUCUUAGAAUAAAUCGAAUGAAUGAGCCUUCAUGAAUGUAUCUGCUUCUCCCCUUCCACCCUGGACAAGCCUCGGGGACAUCCAAGCUGUCACUGAGAAGGGAGUGUGCGCAGGAGUUCUGUACUCCUGACUUUACAUCUGGACUUUUCCUUUCACGUCACAUCCUGCAAGCCUUUGCACGUGCAGACUCCCGCAGCACCGCCUUGCUUUGCUUGCCGGUCCAGUCCGAAGGACGAAGGGAUGACUGUUACAGCAGAGUGGAUUUUGCGUCCCAGCUGAUAAGCCAAAAUAUCAAGGUUUUCCCCGUUUUUCCCCCAGGACUGCUGUUCAACGGAAUGCCUUCUCUGUCCAAACCAAGUUUUUCCCUGAGAAAGGGGGAGAAAAAUA